Molecule: messenger RNA, 621 nt
Organism: Baudoinia panamericana UAMH 10762
Lineage: Eukaryota; Fungi; Ascomycota; Dothideomycetes; Mycosphaerellales; Teratosphaeriaceae
Exons: 2
Coding region: 1-621 (206 amino acids)
Source: RefSeq, a predicted model, not a curated record
AUGGCUUUCUCAGGCAUCACCAUCUACCUCGUGGAAGCCGAAGGCAACUACAAGAAGCUCGGCAGCAACCUCGACCGCGUCAAGUUGGUCACCCUCUCCGACCUCGCGGCAGAGCAGCUCGAAGGCAAGGCAUCAAAGGAUCCACGCAACCUCAAGAACUCAGUUACCUUGUUCAAAGGCAACAACCCAAAACAUCUUAGUCUGAAGGGUCUGGGUAUCGAAGAGUUCAACGACGUCGUCUUCACCUACGCCACCGCGUACGCCUUCAAGCUCAAGCGAGAGUACCGAGGCGACGACCUCCGCAACGCCAUCUAUGACUACAUGCACCAAGGAUCGCUCACCUGGCAAGAGUUUUCUAUGAUCGAGGAGUUGCUCGGCUGGGAUGGCGGGCUUGUCAAGACGGCCAGGCAUGAGGUCAUCUUCCGCUGGUGCAAGGGCGGCACCUACAUUCCGCCGGAUAUGGAGAAGAUCCUCGAGUAUGCUGAGAAAGCGGGCUUCAAAGACGAACUGAUGCGCAUCAAGGUAGAGAUGCAGAAGGGUAUGCGUGCAAGAGAUGAGCGGGAUGCGAGGAAAGCGAAGGUGCUGCGGGAGGUUGAAGCUCGCGCUGCCGCCGAUGCGUAG